AUGUUAACAGGAGUAGCUGAGCGCUGUCGACCGUGGACAAGAAAUUGCCUGCAACAUAAUUUUUAUGAGGAGCAGAUAUGUAACCAGGAGAGGAGCUUCACUCUGGACAAGGACGAGUUAGAACCUCUGCAGGUGAAACAAGAUCAGGAAUGGCCUGAAAAUCUGCAGAUAAAAGAAGAGCAGGAGGUUCGAGAGCAUCAGCAGAUGAAAGUGGAUGAGAAAGACGAUUACAACAGUCAGGGUCAUAAGCAGCUUGAGAUAAAACAAGAGACAGAUACCUGCAUGGUGGUUCCUAUUUCCGAGACAACAUACCACACUGAAUCAGAACCAAAUAAGAAACAAGACAUCUUCCAGGAAGCUGCUGAUUCUGAGGACCAAAAUCAGGAAAGAAGAAAACCUUUCUCAUGUGCCAUAUGUAAAAAACGUUUCACUUUCAAAUCUGCUUUUGAGCCUCACAUGAGAACUCACACUGGUGAAAAGCCGUUUUCAUGUGUGAACUGUGGAAAAAGUUUUUGUCAAAAACAGGAUUUAACUCAGCAUCUGAGGACUCACACCGGUGAAAAGCCAUUUUCUUGUGCGACCUGUGGGAAGUGUUUUUGUCAAAAACAUAGUUUAACCCAGCACAUGAGGAGUCACACAGGUGAAAAGCCGUUUUCAUGUGGGACCUGUGGAAAGGGUUUUUGUCAAAAACAUAGUUUAAUUGACCACAUGAGGAGUCAUACAGGUGAAAAGCCAUUUUCAUGUGUGAACUGUGGAAAAAGUUUUAGUCGAAAACGGGAGUUAACUCGGCACAUGAUGAUUCACACUGGUGAAAAGCCUUUUUCUUGUUUGAACUGUGGAAAAAGUUUUUGUCUAAAAGGGCAAUUAACUCAGCACAUGGAGAUUCAUACAAGUGAAAAGCCUUUUUCAUGUGUACAAUGUGGAAAGUGUUUCGCUAUCAAAUAUUUACUCAAUGCUCACAUGAGAACUCAUACAGGUGAAAAACCUUUUUCAUGUCUGAACUGUGGUAAGAGAUUCACUGGUAAAUCUUCUCUCAAUGCUCACAUGAGAACUCAUACAGGUGAAAAGCCUUUUUCAUGUGGGAACUGUGGAAAAUGUUUUUAUCAAAAACAGAAUUUAAAUAAGCACAUGAGGAUUCAUACUGGUGAAAAGCCAUUUUUAUGUCUGAAAUGUGGAAAAUGUUUUAGUCAAAAAUAUCAUUUAACUCGGCAUGUAAUGAUUCACUCCAGUGAAAAGCCUUAGAAGUUCACUAUCUAUGGCAUUUGGAUAAAAACGUGUUAUUUACCAGAGGGCUUAAUAUUUAUAAAUUGGUGACAUUUUUUAAUUAAGUUGUUAAAUGUGAUCAUUUGGAUCUUGAAAUUUGGAUUCUUAGAAAUGUGCAUCUCUGAAACGUUUUCCUUGAGAGACAUUUUUUGUUGUUGUUUUGUAAUUGUUUUGCUUACAAAAACAUUGAUUUUAUUGAUUCUA
Molecule: messenger RNA, 1467 nt
Organism: Xiphophorus hellerii (green swordtail)
Lineage: Eukaryota; Metazoa; Chordata; Actinopteri; Cyprinodontiformes; Poeciliidae
Product: zinc finger protein OZF-like
Exons: 4
Coding region: 1-1242 (413 amino acids)
Biological process (GO): regulation of gene expression
Cellular component (GO): nucleus
Source: RefSeq, a predicted model, not a curated record